AUGAAACUCCACUUCACUAACAUAUUAUUAUUUUCCCUUCCAUUAAAUAUAUUUGUAACAUCAUCACAUUUAAAUAAUCAACAAAAUAUAUAUAAAACAUCAAACACAUCAAAUUUCAUAGCUCUAAAAACAUGUAGAUCAUUAUGCGAAUGCGACCCAUAUAUAUCCAUUUAUGAUAAUCAUCCAGAGAUGCAAAAAGUAAUGGAAAAUUUUAAAAAACAGACAGAACAGAGGUUUCGCGAGUACGACAAAAUUAUGAAAGAUAAACUCCAAAAAUGUAAAGAACAAUGUGAUAGAGAUAUACAAAAAAUUAUUUUGAAAGAAAAAAUACAAAAAGAAUUAACAGAAACGUUAGCAGCAUUGGAAACAAACAUAGACAUCAAUGACAUACCCACUUGCGAUUGCGAAAAAUCUGUAUCAGAUAAAGUGGAAAAAACAUGUUUGAAAUGUGGAGGUAUAUUAGGUACGACGAUACCUAAAUUGGCACUUUUAGGUGGUAUUUCUACACAUAUGUUGACAACUGCAGCUACUUCUGCAGCUAUUGAAGCUGGUAUGAAAGCUGUCGUUGCUAGCCUUAAAGAUUUCUUUUCUUCAUUUAGUAGAAACACGGUUGAUUUGACAUCAAUUGUUAAUCCGUCAAGUUAUAAUUGUAGUAAUGUUUUACUUCAAAAUGCUAAGAAUUUAACGAAGACAAUAUGUAUACCUAAUACGGAUGGCAGCAUCACUCCUUUUUGCUCUGCAAUAGAUUAUAAUGCUAAAUUAACGUUUGACGGUUUCGUACAAGCUGGUACUCUGGCAUAUGAUGCAAAGUUGUCAUCCGAAACAUCAGCAAUUACUAGUUUCAAUAUUGCCAUGAUGUCAUCAAUUGUUGCAAUAGUAAUUAUAGUUUUGUUUAUUGUUAUUAUUUAUUUAAUUUUACAUUAUCGUAGAAAAAAAAAAAACAAGAAAAAAUUACAAUAUAUAAAAUUAUUAAAAGAAUAA
Messenger RNA from Plasmodium falciparum 3D7, 981 nucleotides. Its product is annotated as rifin. Bases 1 to 981 code for a protein of 326 amino acids. The record is from RefSeq and is a predicted model, not a curated record. The transcript is spliced from 2 exons. Lineage: Eukaryota; Apicomplexa; Aconoidasida; Haemosporida; Plasmodiidae.